AUGCGCGGUAUGGAGUGGGGGCUCGUCGUGCUCGUCUUCGUGCUGCUGUGGGGCCUCGGCCCCUACACGCUUUACUAUGCGAACAUCAUGCUGCGCAUUCCGCCAUUCGUGGACGACGACGACUACGACGUGAUCACGCAGAUCGUCGUGAUGUCGGCGCUGCGGUCGUUCGACAAGGAUGGCAACAAAUUCCUAGAUGCGGAUGAGGUCAAGGCGAUUGUGCAGAAGAUCGAACCGGGGCUCGCGGACGACGAGAUCGACACGUUGAUCAGGAGAGCCGACACGGACGGCGACGGCCACAUCGACUACGAGGAGUUCUCGACGAUCUUGCUCAACCAGGACGCGGGCGACCACGAGCGAGUGCAAGUGACCAAGGUCAAGCGCAAGAUCGCUACGCACGCGAAGAAGGACGUCCGGCUGGGCGCGUCCGCGGACGAGAGCAAGGACUCGGCGCACUGA
Molecule: messenger RNA, 459 nt
Organism: Pelagomonas calceolata
Lineage: Eukaryota; Pelagophyceae; Pelagomonadales; Pelagomonadaceae
Source: the annotation of a GenBank genome assembly